UCUGAAUUUGAGGCAGAACUGCAGUCUGCUGGUGAGAAGCUUAUAGUAGUUGAUUUCUCUGCCACAUGGUGUGGACCAUGUAAAAUGAUCAAGCCCUUUUUCCACAGUUUGUGUGAGAAGUAUGGUGAUGUGGUGUUCAUCGAAAUUGAUGUGGAUGAUGCCCAGGAUGUUGCUACACACUGCGAUGUGAAGUGUAUGCCAACGUUCCAGUUCUACAAGAGUGGAAAGAAGGUGCAGGAGUUCUCUGGGGCCAAUAAAGAAAAGCUGGAAGAGACCAUUAAAAGUCUAGUCUAAACUUCAGCUGUGGAGACAUUGAAGCAUGACUGCUUCAGCUAAAUUAUAGCCUGUAACUUUUCUACUUAAAAAAAUAAAAAUCUAAACAAGCUAGCUAGAUAAGUGGUGGAAACUAUCCUCUUGAUUGAUGUAAAUGAGUACAAUAAAGUGUAAAUUCUU
Messenger RNA from Phaethon lepturus (White-tailed tropicbird), 453 nucleotides. It is a transcript of the gene TXN, whose product is annotated as thioredoxin. Gene Ontology annotation, molecular function: protein-disulfide reductase activity. NCBI's taxonomy places the organism in Eukaryota, Metazoa, Chordata, Aves, Phaethontiformes, Phaethontidae. The annotation marks the transcript as partial. The transcript is spliced from 4 exons. The record is from RefSeq and is a predicted model, not a curated record.